CCCAUAUUCACAAAAGGGCAAGUUUUUUAGUUCAGAUAAACUCAGCAAUAGCACUAUAGAGAACUGAACUUGUGAGAAAUACAAGAAGAAAAACCUCCAUAAAUAUUCAAAGCAACAACAAAAAGAUUCAUAUGGGGAGAGAAUAGAAGUCUGGGGAACUAAACAUAUUACAAAGGAUGAGCUGCUUGCAGAUUACUGCUUGUGGGACGAUUGCAAAAACCAAGAGUAUAUGCGCAUCACGUUGUUUAUCUUCCUCACAAUCAUGUGUCUCUCGGAAUAAUUCUGUUCAACUUCUUGGAACCCCAUUGAGACAAGUUUCUUGCGCAACUAGGUACCAGAGAUGCACUACCGUUUGCUUGUUCGGAAACAAAGGAAAACAAGAGAACAGUGGUGAUGGGUCGUCUCCAUGGAAAUCUCUUGAGAAUGCUAUGGGAGGAUUAGGAAAAGAGAAAUCCAUACAGGAUAUUUUGAGGGAGCAGAUGCAAAAUAAAGAAUAUGCUGAUACUGGAGGUGGAGGUGGACUUGGAGGUCGUCCACCACCGAGCGGUGGAGGUGGGAGUGGGGAUGGUCCCGAGGAUGAAGGUGUUGCUGGUACGUUGGACGAAUUUUUACAAGUAAUCUUAGCAACUGCUGGCUUCCUCUUUCUGUAUGCCUACAUAAUCCGUGGUGACGAGAUAGCUAUAGUAGGAAAGGACAUUUUGAAGUUUAUCGUUACAAGAAAGAAGAGUCUUCGAUUAGAACGUAUCGGUGACAAAUGGAGAAGGCUCUACCGUAGACUGGCAAAGAAGGAUCAGGUACAGAGAGAUCCGUUUUGGUUGGAACGUGCAAUCCUCAAUACUCCAACAUGGUGGCAUGACCCUGUACAGUACAAACGCUACCUCGCAUCCCGUCUUAGACGAUCAUCCUAUUCAUAGGCAUGUGCUUUUAGAAAACUUUCAUGCAACUUCAUCUUUCUUGUUUCUUUUGAAGCUGUGUUGGGAUUUUUACCCAGACGGAAUUUGUAAGAGACGAGAUUUCAUUUUAUGGAAAUGUAUUUGUUCUUUGAGAGAUCAUGGUUUCCCAGGUUGAACCUGGUCACCAUCCAGAAAUAGUUAUUCAGAAAUCGAAUACCAGGCAUGCAAUUUGUACCACAGUUUGAUCUUAAAUUUUGAACGAUGUUUUUGAA
Molecule: messenger RNA, 1165 nt
Organism: Papaver somniferum (opium poppy)
Lineage: Eukaryota; Viridiplantae; Streptophyta; Magnoliopsida; Ranunculales; Papaveraceae
Exons: 4
Coding region: 177-914 (245 amino acids)
Cellular component (GO): chloroplast
Source: RefSeq, a predicted model, not a curated record